GGCGGGGUCCCCAGGAAAAGCCAGCCUCAGCUAAAUGGUCGCCUUCGAUCCCUCGCCAGCGCCAGCCCUUUGCCCAGGUCAUUUGCUCGCUUUUCCUGUCAGCGUCUUGAGCCUGCUGAGGAGCUGGACAGCAGGCAGGGAGGGAGUGGAGGAGGGGCGGCGGUUUAACUUUUACUUGACAUUACCGCCAGUUUCCCUCGCUGGCUCGACCUGGGGGCGUCCUCUUCUCCCGCCAAUCGAACUUUUUGGCGAAAGGCUGCAGCAGCAACCCAGAAGGGUGCGGGGAGGGGAAACAUUGCACAGAAAAUACCACCCCCCACCCCACAGGCUUGUCCGGGCCUGGGAUAUACGGGUAGUCCGCCAACAAAGUAAAUAAUCACCCCAGUUAAGAAGAGGACUGGGAGUUGAUCUUCAAGGCGAUCUGCUUCGCCAGCCGCGGGGCAACGGAAGGCCACCCCGCACCAGCUACGACAGUCAGACGCCCACGUUGGCUGCAAAAGUCUGGAGGAUCUAAAGUGUGUGUGUGCGUGCGUGCGCGUGAAAUCGCAGCCACCCGAUCGGUGCAGGAGAGGCGGAGAGAAACCAUGUGAGUGUGGCAGGCUUCCUCCUUAAAAAAAAGAAAGGAAGGAAGGAAAGAAAGAAAGCAAGAAAGAAAGAAAGGAAAGGAAAGGAAAGAACAAUCCUGAGAAAUAGCGACGUCGAGGGCGGGAAGUCGUUCUCGCCUGCUUUUGUUUGCAAUCCGGUGGAUUGGAAGAUGGAGAUGGAUGUUAAGGGAGUUUCUCAGUGCCCGGAGCCCAUCCCCCACGCGCAGGGGUCUGGAGGCUGUCAGCAGCAGCAGCAGCAGCAGGAUGGGCAGGCAGGGGAAACUGCCGGUGACAGCAAUCAGCAGCAGCCGCCGCCAGAGAAGAGGCAAGGCAGCGAGAAGGAAGACAAAAAGAAGUCCACAGUCAACAAGACUUCAGGUGCUCCUUCAUAUAGCAGAUGGUCAAGUUCACAACCACAUCAGCCUAACUCCGCAGUGAGAACGUACCAAAACAGUAAAUAUCGAGUGACCAUGAGCCCUGGCUUUAGCUCACAGUGGAACAGCAGUCAACCUCUUUGGAACACCUACACUUUCCCAAGAACAAGCUUGCACUACCAGUCCCAUGCUAGCUACACCUACUGUGCUGGGCACACUGCGCAUUCCUAUGCACCAGCUCCCCAUCCCAUGGCUCCUCCCAGCCCCAGCACUAACAGUAGCAACAACAGCAGCAACAACAGCAGCGGUGAACAGUUGAGUAAAACCAACCUGUACAUCCGAGGCCUUCCACCCGGCACCACUGACCAGGACCUUAUCAAGCUGUGCCAGCCGUAUGGAAAAAUUGUAUCUACAAAAGCAAUUCUAGACAAAAACACAAAUCAGUGCAAAGGUUAUGGUUUUGUAGAUUUUGACAGCCCAGCAGCAGCACAGAAAGCGGUAGCAUCUCUUAAAGCAAAUGGAGUACAGGCUCAGAUGGCCAAGCAACAAGAGCAAGACCCCACAAAUCUUUACAUCUCAAAUUUACCCAUUUCCAUGGAUGAGCAAGAGCUGGAAAAUAUGCUGAAACCCUUUGGACAUGUCAUUUCCACCAGAAUAUUAAGAGAUGCUAAUGGCGUCAGUAGAGGAGUCGGCUUUGCCAGGAUGGAAUCAACUGAAAAAUGUGAAGUAGUUAUUCAGCAUUUUAAUGGAAAAUACCUGAAAACGCCCCCUGGUGUGCCAGCCCCAACAGAGCCUUUGCUGUGCAAAUUUGCUGAUGGAGGGCAAAAGAAACGACAGAAUCAAAGCAAGUACACACAGAAUGGGAGGCCAUGGCCAAGGGAAGGAGAGGCUGGCAUGGCCUUGACGUAUGACCCCACAGCUGCUAUACAGAAUGGAUUUUAUUCCUCACCGUACAGUAUUGCAACAAACCGCAUGAUUCCACAGACAUCUAUCACACCAUUCAUUGCUGCUUCCCCUGUCUCAACAUAUCAGGUUCAGAGUACUUCAUGGAUGCCUCAUCCGUCAUAUGUUAUGCAACCAACAGGUGCUGUGUUAACGCCAACAAUGGAUCACACAAUGUCCAUGCAGCCAGCAAGUAUGAUGGGCCCGCUGACACAACAGAUGAAUCAUCUUUCCUUGGGCACAACAGGAACGUAUAUGACGGCUGCUGCACCUAUGCAAGGGACCUACAUUCCCCAGUACACUCCUGUGCCUCCAACAGCUGUCCCUCUUGAAGGUGUUGUUGCCGAUACCUCUCCACAGACAGUAGCACCUUCAUCACAGGAAGCCAGUGGUCAACAGCAACAGAUGGCAGUGGAAACAUCCAGUGAACAUGCACCUGCAUAUUCCUACCAACAGUCAAAAUAAUAAACAGGACUGAAGAAUGUUGAUCUGAAAAGUUUGCCUUGGAUGGAGAAACUUCAUUGGACAAGAAGUUGGCUUCCAGUUUGCACAGGCGACAACAGAAUUUUUUUUUUCAUUUUCUACCUUACCUAAUGAAAACAAAACAGUGUUUCUAUGUGCUGUGCAAAUUGUUCAGUCAUGUAGUCUGAUAGUUUUAUUUUUGCUAUUUUUUUAUUAAAGAAAAAAAACCCAUGGCAAAACAUUGGGUUGAAAUUUCAUCUGGAUGAACAUUUGAAAUUCAGAAUUUACUUGGAAGUGUAGAUAGAUUUGUUUUUGUUUUCAAAACUACAACUGAGAAACCGAUGAUGUCAAGACGGCGCAAGCUGGGAUGAAAACUAAUGGUCUUCCUCAAGAAUUCAACUGUUCUUUCCCCCACUUCUUGUUGAAAUCCAGUGUGUCUUUAUUUUGGGUUGGUUUUUUUUAGAAAUGUUUAGGUAAGGUUUAUCUUCUUGAAUCUUAAUUGCCUUAAUUUUAAGGACGUCAAAGGCUCUCAAGGCAAGCUGUCAACGUCUUGGUAGAAGAAAGGAGAAUGAAUUGAAACUUACACCAGUUUCAACUGGUGCUGAAGUUCGGUAGACUGAAUUUUUAGAGUUAACAAAAAAAAUGAACUGUACAGUUUAGCAGAAAAUGUUUUUUUCUUCUUUUGAAGAAAACCUGUUGAUAAAGGAACUGUGGCAACUUCAAAAAUUGAAAAAAAAUGCUGACUUUUAUGAACUUUCUUAAUGUUGACAGAGAAGAAUCUAGAAGGCUAAAGUGUUUUACAAUAAAAUUAUUGAACUGAGGGGGAAAUCAACUUGCAUUUUAAGGAAUGCAGGUUUUUUUUCUUGCAGAAUGGAGAUUUUUUUAAUUUACAAAGCGUGAUCGCUGGCAAAAGCAUUAGUGCUUUUUAUCUGCAGUGUUUUUUAUGAGCUUUAAAAAGUUUUUAGUCUGCUUUGCUUGUCACAUUGCAAACACCUAGCUUAAAAGCAUUGGGGUGGGGGGAACUUAAGUAGAUAGGAGCUUAUGGUCAAAAAAGUGCAAAAAAAAAAAGCAAUAGCUAGAAGAAAUUGUUGACAAUUUCUGUAGUCUUUCUUAGUUGUGAUCAAAUGCAGCCUAUGGAUGGCCUAUUUUAUACCAAAGAUGAAAUGACACCCUACCACAGUCCAGAAGAUAGAGGUUUUUUUUCUUAUUUCUUUCCUUUUAAAAAAAUCUUUAUUUUGACCUACAUGGCCGGACCAGUUCUUAUCUUUGUGUUUGUUUAAACUAUCUUCCACUGGUGUUUUACAUCCUAUGUACUUAGGCUUCAAAUGGAAAGUUCUGAGCAGUUGGUACUUAGCAGCACUUGGCAGAAUUUCACAGCAUGAUGAAGGUAUGGGUUGCCAACUAUUCUACCCAGGUGCAUUUUAACUUUGCUGAGCUUUUCUGCUGCAUUUUCUGCUUCCUUUUGUACUGAAACUACAGUCUUCCUUCUUCAUAGCACCCUACGGGUUCAUUUCCUCCCUUUUCCUGUGUCAUCUUCCAGCGUUCAAAACUAGCCAUCUUCAUUUUGCAUUUGGGUGGGGCAUUCAAGUCACUUUGAAGAAGCCACUGAAAGCAGAUGAUCAGUGAUUUCAUUUAACUCUUCUGUUGAAGAAGAAAGUUAAAAAUUGCUCCUGUUCUCUCAUGCAAACAUGAAGUUAACAAUCACUUUAGACUAACUAGCUUUCUGUUGUCUUAAUAUGUUUGCUGACAAUCACUAAUUAGUUUGAUUAGGCAAAAGACAAUAGCAAAUAAAUUGAAUCAGUGAAAACCUAUUUUUGAAAGAAAAAGGAAUAUAUGAAUCUAUAUAUGAAAAAAUGUCAUCUUUUCUCCGCAACAAACAGGGAGGGAUGUCAUGCAGUGACAAUUUAGAGAAAAGCAGGCUGUAGAGAAGGCAUCUCUACAUGUUGCUAGGCCCCUAUAAAUUUAUAUAAAAUUUUCUUAAAGUACACAUUGCCUUCAUUUCCAACUUUCUUGUUCUCCACUAGUUCCCCCUUAUAUACAGGUGGCACAAUCCACUGGGAAUCUCUUUUGUGUGAACACUUUUUAAAAGAAUGGAUGUUAAGCAUGAGCAUGCCGAUGGAAACCAUACAGGUUCCUAGAAGCUUCUGCCCCCAAACUAGAAUGAGGUAAGGAAGUACAAGAUUUCUUUUAACUGGAGCAGGCAGAAAGAUCUAGCAAAGGAAGCACUUAAAAAAAAACACACCAAAUGAUUGAAAUGGUCCUCCAUUAGAGGAAAAAGAGGAAGAGUUCAUUACAAUGACUGUGGAGCAUUCAAAACAGGGUAACCAUAUUAAAAAGUGAAAAUAAAACAGGUUUCCUUUGGAUCAACCAGAUUCAGCUGUCCCCGUUGUAAUAUUAAGGAUACCAUUUACUGAGCAUGACUUCCACACAAGCCCCAAUGGAAUGAAACAAGGUUUGUGCAGAAGCACUGUCAGAGGAUUGAGCACGGAGUCUGUGGUUACUUUAAAUGACUUUUUAAAGAAUCAAGUAUAUUUUUUAAGAAUACUAAAAACUUUUCCUUAUUUUUAAUGUAGUAUCUCAUGUUGGGUGGGGAUAGGGUUGGGUUACCCAAACAAAUGGCUGCUAUAUAUGCAACAUUACAAAAGAAAAUAAAGAGGAUGUCAUCUAGUCAACUGGCAUAGACAAGAAGACCUGGUUAUGUGACUACAUGUAGUUCCCAGUGACUACAUAAGGACACUUCUGAUACAGUGACCACAGCACAGAGAAAAAGUUUCCAUGUUAUGUAAAGACCUCUAGCUUUUUCCUUUCUUUCGUGUGCUUUGCCAUGUUUGUUUCCUUUCUGUGAGCAUCACUUGUUUAGUUUUUCCUUUUGGAAAUGGGUAUGCCUGUUGGAAGGGACAUGGGAAACAUGAUCAAGCCAGCCUUAUUUUCUUCCUUCUUUUUCUGUUUGUACAAAAAAUAGAGAUUAUCCUCCUGUGGCACAAUCUGUUGAAUAUGAAAGAAGCACGUGGGUUUGUUUUUUUAAUUAUUUCUGUAUACAUUCUAGUUUGAUGCAAAGAAAAGUCUCAUUGCUAUUGACAAUGAGGUUGCAAGGUAGCUACCGUGUGGCUGAUGAAUAUGCUGAGGUACCAUCCCAUUUUUGUCCAGAACUCUGCUGCUUUAUUUAUAUAUUCUGAAUAUAUUUUUGGUUGGGUUUUUUCCAGCAAAUAUGGUUAAACCAUUCCAAUGUGAUUAUUAAAUCAGUCAGGCAACACCACCAACAAAACAGAUCUAUCACUUCAAGUGUCUCCCAAUAUGUUGUCUUAAAAUUGUUUAAAUUCUAUUUUACAUUGUACAAAAUCUGUCAUUUUAUAAAAGGAAAAGAAAGAAAUACCCCCUGGUUAAAUAGAUUACCCAUUUGAUACACUAUUGAGUUGAUUAAGAGCCCGAACCCAAUUCCAUGACUAAGUAUGGGGCGGCAUUGCUAUUAAGUGGCUACCACUGAAUCAAAGAUACACCCCAAGAACACCCAAGGGUGAGCCUUGGUUUUAUUACUGGAUUGAUUAGCUUCAUGUAUAUGAGUCCUAUUAAUUCCCGAAGUAUUUGUCUAGUAUUAGCAGGCUGGGGGCUUAAUACUUGGGCACUGUGUGGAUUUCAGUGUUUGAGCAGCAAAGCGGGGGGUGGGGGCAGGAUUUCAACCUCAGGGGAAAUUCUGAAUACAUAAUGUAUUUGGAGGAUUAAAACAUAUUUUAAAAUUCCAGCAGAAUGUUGCCUGAGUAUUGACAUUUUAGGGUUAGUCAGGUCCAGUAAUCCCUCUAACAGGGAUUCCCAGAUGUAGUUGACUACAACUGCCAUAAUCUCCAAGCAAAAACCAUUGCAGCUGGGAUUCUGGGAGCUGUAGUCAACAACAUCUGGGAAUCCCUGUUAGAGGGAACAUGGGUCAGGCCCAAGUCCACAAUCCAGAGAAUCAUGUAAUUAGUUCUGCAUGCCCAGUGAGGUGUAUAUUUUAUCAUUCUCAAUAACACCAACUCUCUGUGCUGUACCACAAAGUCCAUUUUAAAUGUUGCAGAGUUCAAAAACAGUCUGCAGUGUUGCAUGGUAUGACUACUGUUAGAGGUAACAAGAUGAGAGUCCUGCUGGGAUGGAAAUAUGCAUAUUUUUCCCUGUGCACCUAAAGGUGUGUGCUGGAUUGCAGCCCAAAUCUAGAAUGUAUAUUUCAGAAUGUCAGCAAAGUCUAUCCAAAAAGUAAGGGUUUGGGCACUCCAUGUGAGUUCCUAGUGGGUAAAUUGCAACUCAGUUGUAUUUUACAGUGAGAAGGUAAUUACACUUUUGUUGUUGGAUAGGUUAUUUAAUCAAGCAUUUCCUUACCAGUUUUCAGUAAAGACACAGCUAUUAAAGACUGGAAAUGUUUAUACAGGCGCUCUGCAUUUGUAAGAAUUAGCAUUGAAAUGAACCUGUAUUACUGAAAUCUGCAUAUCUAUACUUUACUUCAUUCAUGCAAACUGCAGGAAAACAAAAUUCUUUUUGGAUCCAUGUUCCAGGGCUCCACACAUGCCUGUCCAUGUGUUGCACACGUUUCUUUGCCUGCAUUUACACAGGCACAGAGAGGCACUUACACCAGCGUCUGGAAGAUCCCGUACCUCAGCUCUUCCUUGUGUUAGUAAUCCCACACCUUAAGUCUGCCAUAUAGAUCAGGCAUCAAAAGCAAUGCACUGUGGUGUUUCAUAGGCCUUGCUUUUGAUCAUAGACCCCAUCUCCUAGUUGUUUCAAAUACCAACUGGAAGUGGGAGGGGAUUGCUGACAUGAAAAACAAUAUGAUUAAGUAACCUCCAUGUGACCCUAUCGGCCAUGUUACCAAGGCAACAUACGGGUGGAAUGCUGAGCAGCAGUUCUGUAAUGGCUGCAGCGCUUGUGGUAACAUAUGAUUUGGGACUAUGUUAGGCUAUGAAUGAUUUUGUAAGGACUGGGGCACUUUUUGCUGAUCCAUACCUCAACUCAGUCAAAGUAUUUGGAUUUGAAUGGACUUUCAAUUUAUUUUAAUCCAAGUAUUUUAUGAUGGCUGGUUAUGGAUGGUAGGCUGAAAAAAUGCUGAAAGAGGUUUGUCUACUUAGCCAGUUGUCUUACAAGAUUGUUUUUCUUGAAGCCUUUGGUGACAUCCAAAAACAUUGGACUCCUCCUUAAAUAAACCCUGGAAGUGUUCCUGUUGAUAGUUUCAUAUUUAUAUGACUCUGGUUUGCCAAGAGUCUUAGACUGUUUUGUCAGGGUCAGUCUGACCCUGUGGCCCAAGGCCAUCAGAGGGGCUAUCUGGCCAGGCUGACCCUUGAACCCCUCAGCACCAAUAGCAGUAGUGGCAUGAGUCAGCUGAGAGUGUUUCCACUGUGCCCAGCACCACAUCUAUAAAUGGGUGUGUCCCCUAGAGGCCCCUGAGUCAUAUUGGAGCCUCGGAUUCUGUUGACGAGUGGGAAGGGCAGGAGAAGAAGCUUCCAAGUAAGUGUCUUUGCAAAGAGAUUUGUGCAGCAACUCAUCCUCCCCACUGGCCAAUAGAACUCAUCCUCCCCACUGGCCAAUAGGCCCUUCCAAAGGCCCUUGUGAGGAUGGUGGGGGGGGGGGAGGAGCUGCUUCUGCUGUGGGAUUUGGCAGUGGCAGCAGCUCUUCUUUCCAUCCCCACUGACAAAUGGUGCAGGACAUGGCGGUGGCAACUCUUCCUCCUAUACUCUUAAGGUGGGAGGAGCCACCCACUGCUUUCCUUGAUGCUUUCCUCCAUUCACCAAUGGGACGUUUGGGAGGUAUUAUUGCCCACUACCAGCAGUAUCCUGGGGGGGGGGCAUAGGGGCCCAGAGAAAGGGCUUUCUGCAACAACCUGGCAUUAGCACUGUGUCUUACUAUAUUUCAGAGUUCCAAUGUAAAGCAAAAUUAGGAGUAUUUUGGAAUAAUUCCAUCAUAUUGUAUUAUGUUCUGCUAUAGCUGUGUUCACAUCUGAGGAGGAUGAAAACUGGUGAUCAGGCAAGCAAGAGAUUUCAGUGAGCUUAAGCACUAAAAUGCAUUUUUACAUUUUAAAAAAAGAAGGAAGGGUAUUAUUUAUGUAUGUAUGCCUACCAAACUCAGCAGAUUUGAGAAUGCCUGAAGUGUAAUAAAGUUUAUUUUUAUGUCACAGUAUUUUGAUCUAAAUUAUGUUGUCUAUGGUAUUGAAGAAAUGAUGUGAAAUGUGUAGAAAGUUGCCUUGGUUCAUAAUUUUAAGCCUGAAGGUGUUUUUAUCAGCAUCAUCCUGUACAUUUUAAUGCUAUGGUUGACAUGAGUGAAACAGGUUUAAGUACA
Hemicordylus capensis (graceful crag lizard) is the source of this 8656-nucleotide messenger RNA. It is a transcript of the gene RBMS3, whose product is annotated as RNA binding motif single stranded interacting protein 3. Gene Ontology annotation, cellular component: cytosol; ribonucleoprotein complex; nucleus. The record is from RefSeq and is a predicted model, not a curated record. Gene Ontology annotation, molecular function: poly(U) RNA binding; poly(A) binding; mRNA 3'-UTR binding. The transcript has 16 exons. Lineage: Eukaryota; Metazoa; Chordata; Lepidosauria; Squamata; Cordylidae. The coding region runs from base 755 to 2365 and encodes 536 amino acids.